GGCGGCGCCGCAGUCGUGGAGGGGCAGUGGGAGCGUAAGCGGCCGUGGGCGACGCAAGUUCCGCACAGAGCUCUUCCCUUCUCGCCUCACGCUUCUUCCUCUCUCCUAGUCGCGUGCUGCCUCCCGACGGCCGCUCGUCCUGACCAGAGCUUUCGGAGUGCGGUGGCUGAGGAGAAGCCGUCACCACCCCGCCUCGGGGCCGAGUCAGGGUUCCUGUCGCGCCGCGUCGCCCCCUGCGCCGCCUUCUUGCCCUCAGUGGCGGGCGCCCUUCUCGCUCGAAGCACUCCCCCCAGCUCCAUGAAUGGAAAUCGGCUCCGCAGCUUGGUAUACAGUUCCUGAGGAUCUUGGAAAUGUCAUAUCAGCCUGGAUCACUGCUUAUGUGAGGAGGACCUGUUGGGGCCCAGCCCCUACUCAUGGUGCCCAGAAGACCUGGCUAUGGCACCAUGGGCAAACCCAUUAAAUUGCUGGCUAACUGUUUUCAAGUUGAAAUUCCAAAGAUUGAUGUCUACCUCUAUGAGGUAGAUAUUAAACCAGACAAGUGUCCUAGGAGAGUGAACAGGGAGGUGGUUGACUCAAUGGUUCAGCAUUUUAAAGUAACUAUAUUUGGGGACCGCAGACCAGUUUAUGAUGGAAAAAGAAGCCUGUACACAGCCAAUCCACUUCCUGUGGCAACUACAGGGGUAGAUUUAGAUGUUACUUUACCUGGAGAAGGUGGAAAAGAUCGACCUUUCAAAGUGUCAAUCAAAUUUGUCUCUCGGGUGAGUUGGCACCUGCUCCAUGAAGUACUGACAGGACGGACCUUGCCCGAACCCCUGGAAUUAGACAAGCCAAUCAGCACUAACCCUGUCCAUGCCGUCGACGUGGUGCUACGACAUCUGCCCUCCAUGAAAUAUACACCUGUGGGGCGUUCCUUUUUCUCAGCUCCAGAAGGAUACGACCACCCUCUGGGAGGGGGCAGGGAAGUUUGGUUUGGAUUUCAUCAGUCUGUUCGGCCUGCCAUGUGGAAAAUGAUGCUUAAUAUUGAUGUCUCUGCCACUGCCUUCUACAAAGCACAACCUGUAAUUCAGUUCAUGUGUGAAGUUCUUGAUAUUCAUAAUAUUGAUGAGCAACCAAGACCUCUGACUGAUUCUCAUCGGGUAAAAUUCACCAAAGAGAUAAAAGGUCUGAAGGUUGAAGUGACUCAUUGUGGAACAAUGAGACGGAAAUACCGUGUUUGUAAUGUAACAAGAAGGCCUGCCAGUCAUCAAACCUUUCCUUUACAGUUAGAAAAUGGCCAAACUGUGGAGAGAACAGUAGCACAGUAUUUCAGAGAAAAGUAUACUCUUCAGCUGAAGUACCCACACCUUCCCUGUCUGCAAGUGGGGCAGGAACAGAAACAUACCUACCUGCCACUAGAAGUCUGUAAUAUUGUGGCAGGGCAACGAUGUAUCAAGAAGCUAACGGACAAUCAAACCUCCACUAUGAUCAAAGCCACAGCAAGAUCUGCACCAGAUAGACAAGAGGAAAUUAGCAGAUUGGUAAGAAGUGCAAAUUAUGAAACAGAUCCAUUUGUUCAAGAGUUUCAAUUUAAAGUUCGAGAUGAAAUGGCUCAUGUAACCGGACGCGUACUUCCAGCACCUAUGCUCCAAUAUGGAGGCCGGAACCGGACUGUAGCAACACCAAGCCACGGAGUAUGGGACAUGCGAGGGAAACAGUUCCACACAGGAGUUGAAAUCAAAAUGUGGGCUAUAGCUUGUUUUGCCACACAGAGGCAGUGUAGAGAAGAAAUAUUGAAGGGUUUCACGGAUCAGCUGCGGAAGAUUUCCAAGGAUGCAGGGAUGCCCAUCCAGGGCCAACCUUGCUUCUGCAAAUACGCGCAGGGGGCUGACAGCGUGGAGCCCAUGUUCCGGCAUCUCAAGAACACCUACUCAGGGCUGCAGCUCAUUAUCGUUAUCCUGCCUGGGAAGACGCCAGUGUAUGCGGAGGUGAAACGUGUCGGAGAUACACUUUUGGGUAUGGCUACACAAUGUGUUCAAGUCAAGAAUGUAAUAAAAACAUCCCCUCAAACUCUCUCAAACCUGUGCCUGAAGAUAAAUGUUAAACUUGGAGGGAUCAAUAAUAUUCUUGUACCUCAUCAAAGACCUUCUGUGUUCCAGCAACCAGUGAUCUUUUUGGGAGCAGAUGUCACUCAUCCGCCAGCUGGUGAUGGGAAGAAGCCUUCUAUUGCUGCUGUUGUAGGUAGUAUGGAUGCCCACCCAAGCAGAUACUGUGCCACCGUCAGAGUUCAGAGACCCCGACAGGAGAUCAUCCAGGACCUCGCCUCCAUGGUCCGAGAACUUCUCAUUCAGUUUUAUAAGUCAACUCGGUUCAAGCCUACUCGUAUCAUCUUCUAUCGGGAUGGUGUUUCAGAGGGGCAGUUCAGGCAGGUAUUAUAUUAUGAACUCCUAGCAAUUCGAGAAGCCUGCAUCAGUUUGGAGAAAGACUAUCAACCUGGAAUAACCUACAUUGUAGUUCAGAAGAGACACCACACUCGACUGUUUUGUGCUGAUAGAACUGAAAGGGUCGGAAGAAGUGGCAAUAUCCCAGCUGGAACAACGGUCGACACAGACAUUACACACCCGUAUGAGUUUGAUUUUUACCUCUGUAGUCAUGCUGGGAUACAGGGUACCAGCCGACCUUCACACUAUCAUGUUUUAUGGGAUGAUAACUGCUUUACUGCAGAUGAACUUCAGCUGCUGACGUACCAGCUCUGCCACACUUACGUGCGCUGUACACGAUCUGUUUCUAUUCCUGCACCAGCGUAUUAUGCUCACCUGGUGGCAUUUAGAGCCAGAUAUCAUCUCGUGGACAAAGAACAUGACAGUGCUGAAGGAAGUCAUGUUUCAGGACAGAGCAAUGGACGAGAUCCACAAGCUCUUGCCAAGGCUGUACAGAUUCACCAAGAUACCUUACGCACGAUGUACUUUGCUUAAAAAGUCUAGGAAUAUUCUCUGAGAGGAAGAACUGGAAAACGAAUCGACAUACAACUUACGUUUCCAGUGGAGUCAGCUGGGUGAGGAUGCCUCCAGCCACACAGAAACCAACACUGUGUGGGGGCCAGGGUCUGAUCUUUAUGUUGAUACAGGAAGAUUGUUUACUUCAUCAAGGAACACAGCACCAUUAUGCAAUAUGAAACCAGCCAACUGCUUUUUUGUGCGGUCUCCUGUAGGAAGUAUCGCGGUUGUUUUGUUUUCACUUUCUUGUAGUCUAACCCUUUUAAUGCCUUUACCUCAAGUUGCUUGGCAGCACAACUCUUUGCAAAAAAAAAAGUAAAGAAAAAGUAAAUGAUUUUUUUUUUAAACUACACCUAUAUGAAUAAUCAAAGUGAUUGUUCACAAUGAUGUGUGCAAAAAAAUUAAUGUGCAUUCAUGUAUUCUUGUAAAAGUUAUCUGUAUAUUUUACAUAUAUACAUGCAUACUGCAUAUGCAUAUAUAUCUGGAUCUACACUGAUAGUAGAUAUAUAUGUAUCUCUGUAUAUAUUUUAUAGUUCAUUCCAUCGGGGAACCAUCUUUCCCUUUUAUUAUUCUCCCACCGCGACUUUCAUUUUUCUCUCUACCUCCCUUGCCUUUAUCACCUACAUUUUUUUUCCCUGAUGCUACCAGUGACAUUCAAAUAUUCAUGUAUCUGGUUCAUUUGAAUAUGAAGCAUGGCAAACUAGAUUUUUAUUUUGCACACCCUACUCCUAUCUCUUGUCUCAUACACAAUUUUGAGUCCUCAACUCUUGGUAUUGCUUUCCUAAGAAACACAAUUAUUUUAUAUAUACAUAUAUAUAUAAAAUAUGGUUUUGUGAGAGUGAAUAUCUGCCCCCUGCAGCCCUCAACUUACAUUUGCCAUUUGUGCAAUGUGUACAUAAGCAGUAGCACCGAAACUAUUUUUCUUUAGUGAAUUUGUUAAAGCUGCUAUUUAAAAAAAAAAAAAAAAACUUGUCAAAAGUUGUAACUCUCUCUAUAAGUGAUGCUACUAUUCUAAAGUCUUCUGUUUCUGUGUGUUAUACAUGGAACUCCCUUAAAGCUUUUAUAAAGGGUAAAUGUUUUACAUGAUUGGAAUCGUGUAGGGUUGAGGUCUCUGAAAUUGUGUAGAGAGAAGGGGUUGUUGAGGUUUCUGUUAAUUUUUUUGCUAGUUUACUUGCUGCCUCUCAUACCUUAAUGUGAUUUUCAUAUAUAUAUUUUUAUAUAUAUGUGUUGUAUAUAUAAACAUAUAUGUAUGUGUUUUGAAGUAUAGCUUCCUUUUCUUUUAUAUUUAUUAGAAUAGUGCUUUAAUAAUUAUAGAAUUGUAUUGGCAACAUCUUUUAUAGAAAUAUAAUCAUGUUUAUUUUAAGACCUGACAAUUUGUUUUGCUCUCCUUUAGUGCAAUAAGCAGUUUUAAAAGAAAGCUGUGUCUGUUUUACAUCUUUACCACAAAUUGUGGGAGAAACAGGCACCUCCAUAAUUUUAAAAGGGCAAAGUAAUAUAGCCUUAAUUUCAGAAGGAAAGUUUUAUAAUUUUCAAGUUUAAAGCAUGUCUUAUAAAAAUCAUUAUGAAAAUGAAGGAAGUUAAAUUUCCUAAAUGAGUCUUGACCUUGAAUAUUAGAAAUAAAGUUGAAGAACUUUGAUUUAAUUAAUGACAAUGACUAGCUUAAGAUAUAGAAGACAUGUAAAUUUUUGAAGAUAGCUCGUGUUUAUUGAAGAAUCAUACUGGUGAGGUGCCAGUUUUCAUUUACUAAAAUGAGUCAGGAAAAUAUAAAAUGAUAUUUUUAAAACUUUAUUUGCUAAUUCAUCACUAGUGUAACUUUCCUUUUAAAAUUAGGGAGAUGGUGACAAAGGAAGUUAGGACUUUGAUCAUUUGAAAUGAGUUAAAUCACUGAAAUGUUGAAAAACUUUUUUGCAGAACUUUUGUUUUAUUAACUUCACUUUAAGAUAUUAAAAAAUACUAUAAAGCUGUCAAAACCGAGUUUAUCAGUAACCUUGGAUUCAAGGGAGCUUUGCACUUUGUAACUCAUGAAAAUUGCAUUUAAAUUUUUUUUUUUGCACUGGUUCAGAGUGUAGAUAUUACAGAUUGUUUCCAGUGGGCAUUGUUGUUAACCUUUCAGAAUUCCAUCUGCACAUGAAAACAAAUGGAUUAGCUCUUUAGUUUCUCUCUUACCUAUUAUCCACAUAAUGCCAAUUUACUGUAUUUUGAGCCUAAAAUCUGAGCCCAUGUCCUCCAACAGGUAUGAAAUCUUUUGUCCCCCUGCCAGAAAACUAAGAAAGUACUGUAUUUUGUAUGUUUAUUAUAUUGAAGUUGCUGAGAUGCAAUUUACAACACUGUUUCAAAGCUCUUUACAUAAGGUAAUGUUUGUGUAGUAUAUACAUUUUUCUCCCAACUGUCUCUCCUCCUCCAAAAAAUGUCUAUAAAGGUUGUAUUUUUUUUUUCAUUGAAAUUUCACUGAAUAUAAUCCAGAACAUAGACAGGAGAAGGAAAUAGCAUAUCUUAGAUGGUAAAAACCUGAUGGUGUAUGUUUGCUCAGUAUGAGUAAAACAUCUUCCUUUAUCAGUGGGAGUUUCACAGAGUCAUGUGGGAGACUUUAGGGCCUAGGGAAGAACUGUAGAUAAUUUUCCCCUGUUUACCUGCUUUAACUAAUUUCAGUCACCUAAUCUCACAUGUGCUAAAGUAAAGCCCACAAUUUAAAUCUAUUUAGAAGGACUUUUACAGAGGAAAAAAAAUUUUUUUAACAUAAAGCUUUACCUUUGAAAUGAGUUCUUUAUAGGGUGCUCUUAGAGUUUCAACAUUGCUAGUUUAAAGUUGGUUAACUUGAAAGAAUAUGUAUAGUAUAUUUCUAUUUUGCUUACUAACAAAUUGGUGUAUCAAACUUAAUUAUAAGAAACUUUGUGCUUAGAAUUUUAAGAUAAAAGACUAAAUGGCACAUAUUUUUUGAAAUUUGUUUUAAUUGUUAUUGUACUUCUGGUGUAGAAUCACUGAUCUUUUUUAUUUAAAAAAAGAAGAAGAAAAAGGUUGUUUCGAGUUUAAAUGGUCAUGAAACUCAACAGUGACCUUUCUAUUCCUGCCCUUGCUCACUAAGUAUACAGUGAAUGCUAAAUUUCUCUCUGCUGUUUUCUGUGAUAUAUGAGUGACUUUAAAAUGUCAGUCCCAGCAACUGGUGUUAAUAGAUCUUCAUGUGAAGAAGAAUUGGGAGCUUAAUGUAUAUUCUGGAUGGCAAAUAUGUAAAGUGCAGAUACAUGUUUUAUAUUACAGUAUCAAGUUAAUGGCAUUGAGGACCAUGCAUUUAUAAUACUGUAGCUGCUAUAUUUAUUUAAUGAAGUAGAGUCUGACAGUUACUGCACUAAACAGUAAGGAGAUGAGCAGGAUUCAAGGCUAGUGUUAAACUUUUUUUUUUCCUAAAUAAGAUUUAAGAACAUGAAAUAUCAAGAUAACAAAGGGUGCUGCCAAUUUAGGUUCAAUUUAAUGUCAGGAUACUCUUUCUUUGUUUUAGAAAUGUGGAUUUUUACUUUAGGAGUUUUGGAAAAGGGUACCUCAGCCUCCUUAGUACUGGUUUUUGGCUUAUUUUCACAGACGUACAGAUGCCCUUUAUUUUUUUCUUGAUAUUUACCUUUUAACACAUUUCUCAAAAAAAGUAUUUGUCUAUGAAAAUCUUCCUGGUUAUAACCUAUUAAUUUAUUUAUCUUCCUUGAAGAGAGUCUAGGUGGGAUUCUAGUAGGAGUAUACUGGGUGUUUUAGAAGGCUCUUGAUAAAGAUUCAUCUCUUCUAGCAUGGAGACUCCUAGCCUUCUAAACACCUAUACUAGUUUUCCAAACUAUAAUAGGUUCUCUAAUGACCCACCACUGCCUAAAGUUUACUUAUAUAUUCUUUAAUGGAUUUUAGUAUGACAGACCUCAUGACAGACUUAGUCAUGACAGACUUAAGCUAUGUCUAGGAAAAUAAAAGCUGCGUUGCCGUUCCUUAGAAAUGAUUGGCAGAGGAUCUCAGUGUUUAAGGAAAAGGUGAACACUCAGAAUGCCAGUAAUAAAUCUGAAGGAUCUAUUUCUGAUGAAUUAUAGACUAGGAAUUAGAGACUUACCCAAGAAACUUUGUGGGUGUUUGAUUCAGAGGCCAACAUGAAUUUACCAUAGGUAGUGAUUUUUAUGAAAUUUCAUGAAGCUAGCCACUUGGAUUCAGCUAGAAUAUUUUGUAGUCUUGCUAUUAAAACUUGAUAGUGAUGUUUUUCCAAGAGGCUUAACUGAUAGGUCUGCGAAAAUUUUAUUCAGUAUCAUUAAACCUGGUUUAAAUAUUUAUUUUAACUCAUCCUCUUAGCUGUUUUCCUAUUGAAUACUUUUUAAAGACAAGUUGCCGCUAACAGUAACUCGCUACUUAAAUUAUCUUUUAUGAGCUAUCGGUCAAGCUGUAAAAAGACGCCAUUGGACUGGUAUCUUUAUUUUGGCUUUUUUAAUCCUUUUCAUUCUUUUUGAGAAUUCAUGGAUAUCUUAAAGCUUCAAUAAUAAUACUUGGGAGACUUUAUACCAAGUGAGACCUUUGUGAGUGGCAGUAUAACUCUGACUCUAGAGUCUGUUUGUAUUUUCCUUUUCUUCUCUCAUUUGGUCACAUAAUGCACUUUGUGAUUCUAUAGGAGGCAAAAAACAAGCAAAGAAUAAUGUGUAAAAUCAAUACAUAGAUGGGAAAGUGAGAAUUUUCUCCAAAAAAAUUAUUAAAAAAAAUUACUACUUAUACUGAGAACAUUUUUGAUCAGUGGCAAUACUAGAAAUGAUACUGUGAUUAGUGAAACCUAAGCUGACUCACAAGAAGAAAAAUUCAGUCUCUCUCUCUCUCUCUCUCUCUCUCUAUAUAUAUAUAUAUAUGUAUAUAUAUAUAUAGCCUCAAAGGGGAAAAUAUUUUUUACUUUUUCCUGCUUUUAAAAGUGGUACAUUUCAGUUUAUAGUUUUCCAUGUUGAUCAAAAUAAUUUCUUUUAACUUAGAUACAGUGGUCAGAGCUUGUGCUAAUAUUGUCUACUACUAGUUGAAUUUUAUUUUUCUUUACCCAUCAAAGAUAGUGCUCUAUAUUUUUACACUGUUGUAAGAAUAUUUUGCUCUUGAAGUAUGGAAACUAAAGAUUAAUUUGAAUUAAUGAUAGAAGGUUAAUAAAUUUCAUAUGGAGGGUUGAGAUUUACCAAUGAGAAGCCCUCUUGAAGUAUCAGGUAGCCCACAGAAUGACAAAAUUAAGAUGCUAUCGAAUCAUCCAUCCAGCCAUUGGUCUCCCUUCCUUUUUGAAAUCAAUAUCUGAGGUAACCAAGCUCUAAUGUUAUAUCUAUGUUAGGGUAUCAUUAAAGCAAAGAUGUUCUUCAGGGUAGAUGCUGAAUUAAAUUUUUAAAUCAUUUUUUUAAAGCAAGGCGGUUCUUAGAAAGUGCCUUUUCAGAAGAUGGUGCUGUAGACUUUUAUUUUUCAAAUAGCAUGAGGCUAAAAAUUUAAAAGAUAAAUUAUUUUAGAACUCCAAGAGUAUGACCGUUUCAUAUAAAUAAUGUUAUUUGUUGUCCUGAAUCUGGUCCAAGGGAACCAAAUAAAGCUUUUAUUCAGUAAAGUAUCUAAGUAAAUGCUCACCAAAUGUAUUUUGUAGGUUUAAAAACACAGUUUUUAACAGAAUUAACCCUUUCAGUUCUCAGCUGUGUUGAAGGUAAUCUAUAUGGCACAUAAAACAGCAAGUUUGCUUAACUUUUUAGCAAGGGUACGAGUAUAGUAAACCCCCAAAGUCAGUGGUAAUUUGCCAGAAAUUAUGUCAUAGGCUACCUUCUCCCUCUCCAGCAUAUUGACCCUUUUGUAAAUAUCUGUUGGUGGCCUUUUCUAAUUACUCUUUAUUAAAGAAGACUGCAUAUAAAGAUAGAGCCAACUCACCAAGGAAACAGGAAAAGUAAAAUGAUUAUUUCUCUAUCUUUAGGGAAAUUUUUUCUCUUUCAGGCAGCAAGAUAUAUUCUAAAUGUCUCCCUCUUUUUUCCUAGCAUAGAUGAAAAACGAUGACAGUGUGUCUAUACGAUUGGUUAAUUAGAAAUAGAACAUGUGAAAAUUAGGCUUUGGAGGAAGUAAGGAAGGAAGGAUAAUAGCAGAAUUAUCCCUACUGGUUGGAAAUUUAGUAAUCUAUCAGAAAGCAAUUUUCCCCUGAACUAGAAGUAGUAAACAGCAGUAAAUGAUCACCUAACCAGUUCUUGCGUGUGAACUUGGUGAGCACUCUUCCAGAAAAGAAUAGACUUAAAAAACAGACAAAAGAACACCACACCUCAGUAACCUUGUAUGCUGCAUUAUGUAAUAAUGAUAGUGAAAUUAUAUUGAUUGUUUGGAGUGUACUAUGUCUGUCUGCAAUAUACAUGCACAUUAAACUUUUUCAUUUUUUAUAAUGUCAUAAUAGCAAUUAUGGGUUUAUUUUUUUAAUAUUAAUUUUUCUAUUGUGAUGUUUGUAUUUAUUGACAAUUUGUGCGCAACUUUUAUAUUUUGCUUAGAUAUUGGUUUUAAGGUAUUUUAUUUUUAUAGAUAUUUCUAGCUUUUCCUCUUUCUCUGUAAUAUCAGUGAAGAUAAGAUGGAAUGUUAACAUACCAACCAAACUACUAAUUCCAUAAACUCUCGAGUUUGGAUUUUUACCAAUAAACCAUUAACACUAUUUUCUAACUUAGAAUAUUUAAUGUUGUUUAUAUAGUGGGCAUUAAAAAGGACAGUCUUUAGACAGAUUUCUAAAUGUGGAGGGGAAGUGGGACUUUCCUUAUAAGUUAGAUUUCCUUUCCUUAAGUAGCAAACUAACAGACUGGAUUGAUUUCACCUGAUCUGCAGAUUAGGGCCAGCUUGUUACACUUGUUUUUCUAACUUCAGCUACAGUUGAAACUGCUUAAAUGGUUACAUCAUUCAGCAUUAGGAUUAUGAUACCAUUUUUUCAGACCUGGAAAACAAAUAGCAAAUGAUCCAGAAGUCAGUGAUUUGAAAUGGGGUGUCCCCUCCCCUGCCAUAAUUACAUUAUAUGGAAAAUUUGCUACCCUGAUCUUUUUCCUACUGCGCUUUUAAAAUUGUUUUGACCCUACCAUACUUUUAAAGUUGUUUCUUCUUCAUCAAGAAGAAACAGAGUUUAAGUAGCUAAACUUAAGAUAAAGACUGAUUAAUACUGCAUUUCAACUAGUUAAACAUUUAAGUAAUAAUUAUGAAUUUGAACUAAUUGGAGGACAGUUAAAAGUAUCAUUAUAUAAUAUUAAUUUCAAGUAUAAUAUAGUCACUUUAGUUUCCUAGUGAAUCAGUUCAGUUCAGUCACUCAGUUGUGUCCAACUCUUUGUGACCCCAUGGAUGAAGAGAUCAAGAUUGUUUUGACAUUAACUUUUUAUAAAGGUACGUGAAAAAAGUGAAUUCUCUUAAACAGGUAAAACAUUUCCAUUGUAUUUUUACACAGUGAAUUUUCUUGGUAAGUCAUUUUUUUUCUGUAAGAGAUUAAAAGAUAAACUUGAUCCCAUCCUCUGAGCUUUAAAUUCUAAAUUAUCAGGGUUUAAUGUAUGACAUUUUGCCAUACUAUAUUCUUUCACUGAGAGGGGUAAAUGAGAAAGUUUCAAGUAAUUAUAAUCAGAAAAAUGUUAUUUUUAUAUUAUGUGAAACAACAAUUUUAAAUGAAUCAGCAUGUGAUUUCAUAUAGAUGUUAGUUAUAUCCCUUUCCCCCCACAUUUUUGCCAGUUUCAGUGGGUUUUUAAAUAUUCAUAAUACACUAAGCUACUUCCUUUACCCUGAUACCAAGUAGUAAUUGAAGGUUGGUAUUCUGAUUAUAGGAAUUUGUUGAUACUAAAAACUAAAUAUGUUUUGAGCAAUCAGAUAUCUUUUUGUUGCAAGUAUAUGCUCCCCUCUUAAGGAUAUUUAUUGUGGUCAUAAUGUUAAUAUAAUGGUUUUAUUCAUUAUGCUUCAACACUGCCCCAGGUUGGCAGGUAUAUAAUUCUUGUAGGCCAAUAUUUUUAAGGCAGCUUUGAGUAGAAGUCCUCCUUUGUUUUCUUUUUUUCCUUCCAAAAGCUCUUAGGAACCUGACAUAUAGAGCUUAUUUCGCUCUUUAUGGUAGGCUCCGUAAAUCAGGGUACCUAGCAUCAGUGCUGAAUUACCAUGCUGAAGUACUGGGUGACGUGUUCAAGCUCACAGUCACCUCUUAGAGCUGUCAUGAAUAGUCUUAUGUGAGUAGGAAACAGAUAGGAAUAUUGGUCAUUAGAACUUUGCUUUUUUGUGUGAUGUUUUAUUUCUAAAAAUUGAUUAUAUGCAAAUCUACAAUGUUAUGUUUUAAGUUUAAGAGGCUGUGCCAGAGACUAGAGAGGGAGAUUACUCUGGUAUUUAAUGCCUAAAACUUUCCAGCUUUAUUCACUUCAUGGCUUUAGUUGGAAGGACACACAAAAUCCUUUAAUUUGGCCUUUUAUUUUUAGAACCAAAGAAGGAAGAACUUUUCUACAAAAAAUGUUGCAGGUGUGAUAGGAGAUCUUUGUGAAGAAAUGGACUAGUGGGUUUGUAAGAGUAUGUAGCAAGGGGGGAUAUGAGGAAAAGGAAAAGGUUUCUUUGCUGGAAUCCUUUUGGACAGAAACCUUAAAUUGUUUGAUACUUGUCUAGUUCUCAUAGCCACAUUGUAAAAGAGGAACUCUUGUUAUUUGAACCUAAGAAAGUGUCUCUGUAAACUAAAUGUAUUUUAUGUUGUUUGUUGUCCCAGAUCUAAAGGUACAUCUAUCUUCAUUAUAGACGUUGAUUCUGAAUUGUAAUUUUAAAAUGAAGUAUUUUUCUUAAAUAGAGCCACGACACUGCUAUCAACAAAGCUUCUCCAGCUUUUCCCUUUAUAUAGAAAAUGCAAAACAGAACCUUCCCAGACAAGAUAGUCUUUCCUGUAAAAAAUAUAUUUUUUGAUAAAAAAUUUGGGGAAAACACUGGUAGGCUGUGAUGAAGAGGGAAUUUUGCCUAACAUAGACAGUCCAGCCAGGUUAAUGGGUACAGUUUGAUCCCAGGGAGUUUAACAAGAGGAACCUUUGGUAGCAGGUAAACGUUUGGUUUUGGUAGCAACAGGCUUGGAUCUCUGGUGGUGAUUAACAGCGAAUACCUCCCUGUUUCACAGAAAGGGAAUGAUCUCAUACUGUUGAUGAUGAUCCUGCACAUGCUGUUUUUCUAAUUCAGAAAUCAGGUCUAGCAAGCACUAACCAAAAUCUAAUACUCUAUCCCCGUAAGAUUCUUAAAAAGUUUUCCAGGAGCUCUCUCAUUUCUUAGUCCAGAGUACAACCCUUCUCCUCUUUAAAAAAGAAAGAAUAAGGAUUUAGAGGCAGUUUAUAUAGAAUUCUACUUUGAGUAAAUAUCUUUAAAAUAAUUUGGAAAGCCAGAUCACAUGCCACAAGUUAUGGCUUGAUUGGGAGACUCUCUGAAUACUAUUUUCAUGUUUGGGUUCUAAAGUUUUUUCUUUGACAUACCAUUCUUUGAUUUACUUGAGUGCAUCAUUCUGUUUUGGGAUGUUGUCAGUGUUUUAUGCCAUUUAUGAAUCGUGCAGUUCUUCUCUCUCCUCCCCCUUACAAACACACACAAACACACACACACUAUUCAAAGGGGGAGGGAUAAAAGAAAAAAGAUAAUAAGAAUCAUUAGAAUGUAACUUUAGUUAAUAAAGAUAGAGAGAAAUCUUAACUUGGUUAAAUGAGAAUUAAGAUUGAAAGUGUUAGUGCUGCAGCUAUUCUCUCUAUCCAUAAAGGUUUUUGCUACCUGUAGAGUGAUAAUGUGUACAGAAUAUGUAUCUGAAAUAGGCUGUUAUAGCAAAGUAAUAGAGAAAAUUAUUCUUGAAAGUAACAUUUCAGUUUUUUGCAACAGUGAUGCCCAUAUUCUUAAGGAAAAUUAAUGUAGCUUCUGGUUUUAAUGAAUCAGACUCUGAUUUAAACAUCAGGAGAUUUGUAACUGAUUCUGACAUGUCAUCUUAAAUAUAUAAAAAUUAUAUUAAAUGAAUACUUAAGACUAUUAUGUCCUCUUAAUUUGCAUAUUAUUUCAGACCUUAGUUCUGUAGAUAUAUCUCUCACCUAUAUGCCUCUUAGUGUGUGCAAAGUUCCAUAUUAAAAUUUUUUUAAUUCAUUUUGUAGUCAAAUCUGAACUAUAAAGGAGAAAGCAAAAUAAAUUUCAAAUACCAGAACUUUUAGAAGAUCACAACUGGAAAAAGAUGGUUGAGAACCUGUUGCCUUUGAGGGUAGUGAAAGUGUUCGUCGCUCAGUCGGGUCCGACUCUUUGCACCCCCAUGGACUGUAGCCCACCAGCCUCCUCUGUCCAUGGAAUUCUCCAGGUGAGAAUACUGGAGUGGGUAACCGUUCCCUUCCCCAGGGAAUCUUAAAGGCCUCUGAAACUUGAGCUAAGACUUGGAGUUUAGUCAGCUCUACCACUAAUUUGCUCUGUGUCCUUAAGGCAAUUCCCUUAAUCUCUUCGUACCUAGGUUCUUGUAAAAUGGUAUUGAUAAUACCUGCCCUCACCUCCCUCACAACGUAGUUCUAAUAAUAGGAUGAUGUUUGUGACAGUGCUUGAGUUCUCGAAAAGAAAAGCGAUUCAGAGGUUCAAGAUGAAAGAAUAUUGUUGUAUGAAGUGUUCAUUUCCAGUUUGCCCCUAUGAAAGUAUCUUUAGUUACCACCCUGGAUCAUUUUACCAAACAAAGGUAAGAGAAACUGAGGCUUUAUCAUGGUAUGGUGUUCGCCUCCAAACGUAUCCUGUUCCCUUUCUCCCCUGCUAGCUGUCGCACAGGUUGAAUUUUUCUUUAUAAUCAUUUUUGGAAAAAGCGCAACUCCAAAAACCAGACUCCUUUUAGUGGUGCUAUGGCAGCUGUGAUUGUAUUUUGAGUUAGUUAAUGUGAUGAAACCAUCAGAUAAUCAAAAAUUAACUAACUUUGCCUUUUGCCUUUAGGCAUUUUUGCUGUGGAUUGGCAUCAGAGGCUGUUGUACAAACCAGAUAGUUAUCCAUUUGUUAUCCCUUUGUUUCUUGAAGAUUUUUUUUGUACCUUUUUUUGGAGUAGGGGGUUAGGUUUUAAGAAGGAAAGUGUGCUGCUUUCACUUAACACUUCACAGAGUUGACCUUGCUUUCCAAUCACCAUGUACCUGUAAAAAAUCAUAUUAAAAGGGUUUUUUCUUCAUUUAAAUUAAGUUCUAGUAUCUGCCGAUGAUUUUAGGCAGCCUGUUGGUGUCUGACCCAGUUAUCUUUAUAGAUUGUGGGCAGAACCUUACAUUUUUACAGACUUACCUACUUUCCUGGGGGGAAGGGGCUCCUGUUUCUAGGAAAAAAACAAAGGGCAUAUCACCACAGGUUGUAUAAGCAAUUCCUUUGCUUGUUUGUUUUGUUAAGAAAUAAAGGAUGCAUUUGAGGUACACAGGGUAUGAAUGCAUUCAACAUUUAUUUUCUAUCUCUAGAGAUGCUGAUCUCCCCGUCCUGCAGGCAGUUUGAGCUUUUAGCUCAUCACUAACAUGGGUGAUAUCUGCCUUAGUUUUAUAGGAUAAUAAAAAUCACAAGUACUGAAAAGUUGGGGAGGUUCAUGCUUGGAAAAUGAACAAAAAAAAUCCACCUUGCUGGGUGAGAUAGCUGAGAACAUUGGAUAUUUCAGGAAUACUUUUCAACAGUUUUUGCUAUAAUGUGUAGCUUUAAUAUCUGUCUUCAGUUAUAGACCCAUGAAAGUAUUACUGUAUCUUGUGAAUAAAGAUCAUUCUUGUGGACUGUAUGGAUGCAUUCAUAGGCUGUGGGAAGCAGUGGUGUGUGUGUGUCCGUGUGUGUGUAAAUAUUCUAUGUUUAUAACACUGUGUAUUACAUAGGUUUAUAUAGAAAAAAAAUGUGUUUCUUUAAUGUUUUGGGGGACUAAAAUUGUAAUAUAACCAUUCCAGUGUAAUCUGACCAGUCACUCUAGAGAACAUUUAUACUACACACAGAUACACACCCCUAAAGCGUGGCUAACUGCUCCCACUUUAGAUAAUUGCUGCUUUUUUUAAACCCAAAAUAAUGGAGGAAGAAAUAGCACUCUUUUUAAAGGGGCUUUUCUGAAAAGUAAAAUGUAAAUAUAGGACAUGUGGGGAGGGUGGGGCCACCUGCAGAGGUCCUGCAGAUGGACAAAUAGCCUUUUAAAUUUUACUUUUUAACCAUCUUAACCGUGUGUGCCUAUUUGUACUGCAGAUGUGAAAUAUUUGGGGGGGUUAAUAUCAGUAUGUUUUGAAACUGAAUUAUUACAUAAAAUCAGAGUAACCUCUUUCUCCAUCCUCCUUUUCCACACUGACUAUUCUUGCCAAAUAUUUCUACCGAAACCAAGUUUCAGCAUGGUAAAACGAUGGACACUCAAACCUCCUUCUUCAUCUUCCCUAAUCCUGUCUUACGCCCAGUCCGGCCUUAUAUUUUUUUGUUGGCUUUUCAUAAGUAAGAACAAUUUACUGUAGUUUAUAGAGACUGCAGAAUUUCAAAAUGUUUAUAAGCCUUCCUUUGUUAAUGUUCGGUUACACAGUCACAUUAGUUAAAACAGUGGAGUCAGUGGAGUGAGUCUGAGUUCGUAAUAUGCUGUAAGAUAAAAUCUUGACUGAUAUUAAACUUGACGGCUGCAUUUUAUUAAGAGGAAAUUGGAUUACAUGGUGGGUGGGAGCUAAUCUAUGAUAUAUAUGUAAUCACUGUAUAAUUAGAAACACCAAAUGUUGAGUCCUAUCACUGUGUACUUGGGGGCCAGGCUUUGGAUAUGGUUGUCAUUUCAAUUCCUUGAAGACUGUAUGUCAUUAAGACGAGCAGAAGGCAAAUAAAGUUUUUAAACAAAAAUGCUUUGGGGAGGUAUUUAAAUUAUGUUCCCCCCAAAAAUCUUUACUACAAAAAACCUAAGGUUGAGAUUGAGACGCUUCAAGCCGCUUUUUAAGCAGUUCAGUCACUUACAAUAUUUUAUGUUAAAGAAAUUGUCAUAAUUCUUUCUGAGCCAAACUGUCACUAAAGUGUCCUGUGACAGAACCACUCCUCUUUUUUCUGCCAUUCUGUGUAUUGGAAGAGUUCUAUGUUGUAUUUGUUUUUAAUCCUUGAUUUUAAAAUAUUAAUGGUUUUAGUGUUGCUUAGCAUCAGUUUGAAGUGUAACUUUCACUAAUAACUGCAAUAAAAAGAAAAGCUUUGCUCCAAA
Cervus elaphus (red deer) is the source of this 16080-nucleotide messenger RNA. RefSeq names its product argonaute RISC catalytic component 3 (gene AGO3). The transcript has 20 exons. Gene Ontology annotation, molecular function: protein binding; RNA binding. Gene Ontology annotation, biological process: regulatory ncRNA-mediated gene silencing; regulation of stem cell proliferation. NCBI's taxonomy places the organism in Eukaryota, Metazoa, Chordata, Mammalia, Artiodactyla, Cervidae. The record is from RefSeq and is a predicted model, not a curated record. The coding region runs from base 414 to 2951 and encodes 845 amino acids.